AUGGGGCAUCCACGCAAGCAUCAGGGGGAUGUAAGGAUGGACUUACAGCACAAGAAGCACAGCGGGGAACAGCAUGGCACUGGGGGGCCUGAUGGGGAGCAUUUGAAAGAAGAUAAAACUACAGUGUAUUAUGACCUUUAUGCACUGGGCCCUCACAUCUCCAGCGCUGGGCCCUCUCAUCUCCAGCGCUGGGCCCUCUCAUCUCCAGCGCUGGGCCCUCUCAUCUCCAGGGCUGGGCCCUCACAUCUCCAGGGCUGGGCCCUCUCAUCUCCAGGGCUGGGCCCUCUCAUCUCCAGGGCUGGGCCCUCUCAUCUCCAGCGCUGGGCCCUCUCAUCUCCAGCGCUGGGCCCUCUCAUCUCCAGCGCUGGGCCCUCUCAUCUCCAGCGCUGGGCCCUCUCAUCUCCAGCGCUGGGCCCUCUCAUCUCCAGCGCUGGGCCCUCUCAUCUCCAGCGCUGGGCCCUCUCAUCUCCAGCGCUGGGCCCUCUCAUCUCCAGCGCUGGGCCCUCUCAUCUCCAGCGCUGGGCCCUCUCAUCUCCAGCGCUGGGCCUUUACAUCUCCAGGGCUGGGCCUUUACAUCUCCAGGGCUGGGCCCUUAAAUCUCCAGCGCUGGGCCUUUACAUCUCCAGCAGCAAUAUAAAGCUGAGGACCCAGCAAGUGCUCAAUGAAAGAAACCAAGGCUUCAAAAGGAAGCUACACUGAAGGAGAAAGAACUAGUGGUGCCCCUGGAAGCCACACCUACUCUUCCGAUGCUCCAGGGCUCUGUGCCCUUCCUGCAGCUCAAGCCAGGAGGAAUGUUUGCAAGGAUACCAGCCAUUUUGCCAAUGUGCACAGUUUUUCUUUAGUCAUUACUGGAGGAGACUGACUUUCUUCUGUUUCAAAUAUCUAAAGAUCACUUUCAGAACAAACUGGGAGUAAACUAACUGGAUGGGCCAAUCCUACCUUGGAUCCUCCUCUGCCAUUUCAUUGUUAGAAUCGAUUUCUGCAGGAGUAUUUCACAUAUUUUACUGUCAGUGUCUCUGCAAACCCAACACACUAUGGAGGAGAGAGCAAGCCUCUGAAGCCAGACACACCUGAGAUUAAAUCCUGGUUCUGCCAUUUUAUU
Molecule: messenger RNA, 1102 nt
Organism: Pongo pygmaeus (Bornean orangutan)
Lineage: Eukaryota; Metazoa; Chordata; Mammalia; Primates; Hominidae
Exons: 3
Coding region: 1-699 (232 amino acids)
Source: RefSeq, a predicted model, not a curated record